Bacillus rossius redtenbacheri is the source of this 1107-nucleotide messenger RNA. Its product is annotated as deoxyribonuclease TATDN1. Gene Ontology annotation, molecular function: 3'-5'-DNA exonuclease activity. Gene Ontology annotation, cellular component: cytosol. NCBI's taxonomy places the organism in Eukaryota, Metazoa, Arthropoda, Insecta, Phasmatodea, Bacillidae. The transcript has 6 exons. The record is from RefSeq and is a predicted model, not a curated record. The coding region runs from base 122 to 1021 and encodes 299 amino acids.
AUGGUCUGAAAUUGUUUUUUUCAAUUGUUUAUGUUUUAGUCAAUGUUUUGAUGCAACUAAAGGUGUUAGGUUAUUUUGUGGUGGUUGAUAUUUAACUGUAAAACUAACACAGUUAUUAAAAAUGAAUCGUAAAUUCAUAGACAUUGCGGCAAACCUGACGGACCCAAUGUACCAAGGCCUGUACCACGGCACACGGAAGCACGCCGCGGACUUGGUGCAGGUGCUGGGUCGAGCAUGGGACGUGGGCGUGCAGAGGAUCAUUGUCACAGGCGGCAGUCUGGACGACAGCAAGGCGGCAGUCUCCACGGCUGGCACAGAUGACAGGUUGUACGCCACGGUUGGUUGCCACCCAACCAGGUGCCAGGAGUUUGAAGCAGACGAGCCGUCUGCCUACCUGGAGGCUCUGAAGCAAGUUGCGACAGAAGGGCGGGGCAAGGUGGUGGCAGUGGGGGAGUGCGGACUCGACUACGACAGGCUGCAGUUCUGUCCGAAAGACGUCCAGAAAAAAUAUUUUGAACUGCAGCUGGACAUAAGCGAGGCGCUGAAGCUGCCGUUGUUUCUGCACUGCCGGAAUGCUGCAGAUGAUUUUGUGGAAAUAUUAUCCAGGAAUAGAGACCGUCUCUGUGGAGGAGUAGUGCAUUCGUUCGAUGGCUCGAAAAAUGCUGCUGCUUCUAUUCUGGACCUGGGAUACUACAUAGGAAUCAAUGGAUGUUCCCUGAGGACGCCAGAGAACCUAGAAGUGGCUGCAAGUAUACCAGCUGACCGUCUGAUGCUGGAAACUGACUGCCCGUGGUGCGAGAUACGACCAACGCAUGCAGGUUUUAACUUUGUCAAGACAACAUUUAAUGCAGUCAAAAAGGAAAAGUGGCAGGCGUCCAGCUUGAUAAAAGGUCGGAAUGAACCAUGUCAAAUAGUGCAGGUUCUGGAAGCUCUAGCUGGUGCAAGAAAUGAAAAUGCCAAUGAUUUAGCUGAAAAAAUACAUGCUAAUACAAUGAAAUGUUUUUUUGAUAGGUUUGCCUAAUUCAAAGAAUGAUGAGAUGACGGUAAUACCUAGAUUUGGCUCUUGUUUCUAAAAUUUUACAGUAAAACAUUAUUUUACAAACUCCA